This is a messenger RNA of Colletotrichum costaricense, 1050 nucleotides long. Its product is annotated as 2OG-Fe(II)oxygenase superfamily protein. The record is from RefSeq and is a predicted model, not a curated record. Lineage: Eukaryota; Fungi; Ascomycota; Sordariomycetes; Glomerellales; Glomerellaceae. Gene Ontology annotation, molecular function: 2-oxoglutarate-dependent dioxygenase activity. The transcript is spliced from 4 exons. The coding region runs from base 1 to 1050 and encodes 349 amino acids.
AUGACCGUGGCCGCAGCGGCGGCGGAGUCGGAGGCGGCGCUACCAGUUGUUGACUUGCGGUCCUUCGACUCGGUCGAGGACCUUGCGGCCGACCUCAUGCGCGUCGGCAAGGAUCCCGGUUUCUUCUACGUUGUUGGCCACGAGCUGCGCGACGACGUCGCAGCCGACAUGUUUGCUCUUGCCAAGAGCUUCUUCAGCUCACCCCUUGAAGAGAAGUUGGUGUACGCCAACGGCAGCGGCGACCUGGGUUACACCGGUAUGAGAGAAGAAACGCUUUCGGGAGCAGGGCCAGGCGACGUUAAAGAGUCCUUUUACCUAUCAGACCCCGGUAAAACGACGCAGCUGCUUCCAACCGAGUUGGAGUCCCGCCGAGAGACAAUGUCGGCCUUCUUUGCGGGUUGCGACAACCUCGCAAAGACUCUUUUGGAAGGACUUGCAGUUGGAUUAGGUAUGCCAAGAGAUUUUCUAUCAAAGGCCCAUACUGGCGAAUGUUGUCGUAUGCGUCUCAUAAACUAUCCCCCGGUAUCCGAGGUCUCAUCAUCCACCACCACCUCCUCGCCUCAAGACGACGCCCCAACCUCUAACUCGGAAGAUAUCCGAGCGGGCGCCCACUCCGAUUACGGCUCACUUACCCUGCUUUUCCGCCAGCCCUCGGACCAGGGCGGCCUUCAGGUCCUGCGAGGAGGAGGAGGAGGAAACAAGCUCUCCGCGUGGGCUGACGUCCCCUGCAUCCCCAAUGCCAUUGUCGUCAACAUAGGCGACGCCCUGGAGUUCUGGACCGCAGGGAGGCUGCGGUCUACGGUGCACAGGGUCGCCUUUCCCAGGUCCGCGAGCGAGAAUGUCGCGAGGUUAAGUAUACCCGUGUUCAUACAGCCUGAUCGCCACGUCGUGUUGGCACCCAUCAAGGAGGACCGAGGGGAUAGCGGUGGCGGCGGUGCAGGUGCCGAGUUUUUGGAGGUUUUGAGAAGAAAGGGGUACGAAAGUGCCGAGCCUGUUACCAGUCGGGAGCAUUUGGAGCGACGGAUACGAGCGACGUACGGCAAGGCUUAA